Molecule: messenger RNA, 3393 nt
Organism: Coffea eugenioides
Lineage: Eukaryota; Viridiplantae; Streptophyta; Magnoliopsida; Gentianales; Rubiaceae
Product: protein FAR1-RELATED SEQUENCE 3-like
Exons: 6
Coding region: 377-2962 (861 amino acids)
Biological process (GO): regulation of DNA-templated transcription
Molecular function (GO): zinc ion binding
Source: RefSeq, a predicted model, not a curated record
UUGCCUGUAGAGCGAGCCAGCAGCUAGCCCAGCUCAUUCUCGCUCUGAGCCCGAGCCCGCGCCCGCGCCUGAUCCCUGACGACGGUCCCUGGCUUCCUAAGCUCUGCUAACCUCAACCGCCACCCGGACCACCGCCGGCGUCGCUACCACCACCACCGGUUUCCUCACAAAUUGACGUUACUUCUGUGCAUUUCCUACUUCGGUGUGUGUAAAUUAGUAAUUGCAUAAGCAGGAGGACAAAUGUCGGAUGCACUGUUAAGUUUAGUUGCUUGGAUAAGAUUUUAGUCGCCAACCAUUCGUUUUACAUGAAUAGAUGUGAGACAUAGAUGCCUGAGUGAGAGAAUAUGCCAAUGUCCUGAUACAUUCACUCAGGUCAAUGGAUGAUGAAGUUGUUGAAGUUGUCCAUGUAGACCGAGAGAAGAGGCAAAAAAAUGGUGAAUCGCACACUCAUAUUAACCAUGAUAGAAAGAAAAAUCUUCCGGGGAAUUCUGCUGAAAACGAGAGAAGCUGUCAGGUUGAAAAUGGAAUUGAGAAGCCGUAUGUGGGUAUGGAGUUUGAAUCUGAAGAAGCUGCCAAGAGCUUUUAUGAUGCAUAUGCAAGGCAUGUGGGUUUUAGCACACAUGUUGGGCAGUACAGCCGUUCGAAGCCAGAUGGACCAAUUGUUAGGUGGGAUUUUGCUUGUUGCAGAGAAGUUUUUAAAAGAAAAAAUGUUGAAACCUGUAACGCUAUGCUUCGGAUAGAAAAAAAAAAUUCAGAUAGUUGGAUUGUGACUAAAUUUGUGGAGGAUCACAACCAUUCUACAGUGAAUCCUGGAAAGGUGCAUUAUCUCAGACCUCGAAGGCAUUUUGCUGGUGCUACUACGAGUGCAGCAGAGACACUUAGUAGCCAGAAUGACCUCAUGAUCUCCACUAAUGGAAAUAACGUAUAUUAUGAACUUACUCACCGUGCAAGUUGUGUCUCUCCAGUAGAAAUAAGUGUUCCAGUGAGAAAUCUUAGCCCUCUUAUGCCCAUAAAUUUUGUUCAACCCUGUGGGCAAAAAAGGACUCUGGGAAGAGAUGCUCAUAAUCUCCUCAACUAUUUCAAAAAGAUGCAGGCUGAGAAUCCUGGCUUCUACUAUGCUAUACAGCUUGAUGAUGACAAUUGUAUGACUAACAUUUUCUGGGCUGAUGCAAGAUCAAGGACAGCAUACAGUCACUUUGGUGAUGCAGUUAUAUUUGAUACCAUGUAUAGACCUAAUCAGUUUCAGGUUCCAUUUGCUCCUUUUACUGGGGUCAAUCAUCAUGGUCAAAUGGUGUUAUUUGGUUGUGCUUUAAUUUUGGAUGAGUCUGAGUCUUCAUUCGCAUGGGUUUUCAGGACAUGGUUAUCUGCAAUGAAUAAUCAUCCUCCUGUUUCAAUGACAACUGACCAAGAUAGAGCCAUCAAGGCAGCAGUUCAUCAGGUAUUACCAGAAACUCGCCACUGCAUUUGUAAGUGGCAUAUCUUAAGAGAGGGCCAGGAAAGGUUGGCUCAUGUGUAUUUAGCUCAUCCUUCCUUUUAUGGAGAACUUUAUAGCUGCAUCAAUUUUUCUGAGACAAUUGAGGAUUUUGAGUCUUCAUGGAGCUCCCUCCUUGAUAAAUACAAUCUCUGGAAAAAUGAGUGGCUUAAAGCUGUAUAUAAUGCUCGCCAGCAGUGGGCCCCAGUUUAUUUUCGGGAUUGUUUUUUUGCUGCAUUUUCAGCAAACCAUGGGAUAAGCUCCUUUUUUGAUGGGUAUGUGAAUCAACAGACCAACCUUCCAACGUUCUUCAAGCAGUAUGAAAGGGCUUUAGAAAAUUCCCUGGAAAGGGAAAUAGAAGCAGAUUUUGAUACGCUUUGCUCCACACCUGAACUGAAGACACCAUCACCAAUGGAACAACAAGCAGCAAGCCUGUAUACAAAAAAGAUUUUUGCGAAGUUCCAGGAAGAACUUGUUGAAACUUUUGUUUAUACUGCCAAUAAAAUAGAUGGUGAUGGUGUGAUAAGCAAGUUUAGGGUUGCAAAAUAUGAGCAUGAUGACAAAGCAUAUAUUGUCACAUUGGAUAUUUCUGAUGUGAAAGCAGAUUGUAGCUGUCAGAUGUUUGAGUACUCAGGCAUUGUCUGUAGACACAUUUUGACUGUUUUUACUGUGACAAAUGUGCUUAAGCUUCCAGCCCGUUAUAUACUGAAGAGAUGGACGAGGACUGCCAGACUUGGAUCUGAUGACAGAGGUGCAGAUACGCAGAGUAUGGAGUCUCUAACGUCUCGUUUCAACAAUCUAUGUAGGGAAGCACUGAAGUAUGCAGAGGAAGGGGCAAUUUCUUCAGAGACCUAUUGUACUGCAUUGGGUGCAUUAAGGGAAGGUGCAAGAAAGAUUGCUGUGGUGAAGAAGAAUGUUGCCAAAGUUAGACCUCCUUCAUCUCAAGGGAGUGGGCAUUUUCAGGAUGAGAUUAAUAAGAAGACACCUUUACCAACUUCUGAUGCGUGUCCACCUCUACGGCCAUGGUCAGAUAUGUUGCCACAUUGCUUGAACCUGAAUGAUGUUGGUGUCCCUCUUGCUGAUUCGAAUCAACCAUCCACGGGUCCUGUGACUAUUAACCGUGAAGGAAGCCCUUCUGAUAGUCCUGUUGUUCUCACUUGUUUUAAGUCUAUGACAUGGGUUAUAGAAAACACAGAUCCGGCCAAUAAAGUAGCUGUCAUUAAUCUGAAGCUGCAAGAUUAUGGUAAGACUCCUUCAGGAGAAACAGAUGUGCAGUUUAGACUUACAAAGGUCACACUGGAACCAAUGUUGAAAUCCAUGACAUAUAUUAGUCAACAGCUUUCUGCUCCAGCUAAUAGGGUUGCUGUCAUCAAUUUGAAGCUCCAGGAUACCAUGACAACUACUGGAGAAACAGAAGUGAAAUUUCAAGUCUCAAAAGACACGUUAAAUUCCAUGUUGCGAUCAAUGGCUUACAUCCGUGAGCAACUUUGAGUUUGUGCAGAAGACCUUUGAGUGAUUGUUGAUUAUCUACCACAAGCAAAGUGACGAGGUGAAAGAGCUUCUGCUGCGCACGAAGACGAAAAGAUAUGCAUUGUCCUAAUGCAGUUGCUCAUUUUGCUGUAAUCGCUCGUGUGCUUUCAUCCGGUUCAAUCCCUGCUGUUUAUUCUAAUUCUAGUCACAGGUUGUCUAACUCAGUUUCUAGCUGCGUAACCUAUCUUUUGACUGUAAGAAACUUUAUGGAAACAUUUGUAUAUGGAAUUUCUGAAAACCUAGUCCAAGCUUGGUUGCAGAAUAUUUGAGGUUAGCAUUAGAUUGUAGUAUAGGUCUGGUUAUUUGUAGAUAGUGAGGUCAUCCUCCGUGUAGUGUAACUGAUGAAGUUGGUGCAGAUUUAGCCAAAUUUAUGCAAAUUCAGUUUCCUUCAA